AUAAAUAAAAAUAUAUAUCCUCUCCCGAUUAUUUUCUUUUCUUUUUUUUUUAUUUCGUUAUUAUUAGCUUGGAAUAUUUUAUAGGAUAUGGGAUUAGAAUCCUAGUCGUAUUUUUUUUUUUUAAAUAACAUUAACAAAGCAUUUUUCCUUGAUUUUGUUAGUGUAUUGUGGUAUCUACGUGGACAUUGACGAGAUUGAUGAAUGGUGAUUUUGCAAAUUGCAUAACAAAUCCUUUUUAUGUCGUUUUGACUUUCUCCUUUUAGCUUUGUGAUUCUCUCCUCAAAAACCAUUAUCUCCACGCCGCUAAGAUUCGUGAUCUGCCGCCCACGUCGAUUGGUUCCAGACGGAUAGGAACCAGUGAUCUAACAUCAUCCCAAUAAACGGUCAAAGAUCAUAACCCCAAUUUUGGCAAGGAUCAAAGCGGCACACCUCAUAGCGCUCACCCUCCAUUCUUCACUUUUUUUCCUUUUUUCCUCGGCAGAAUCGAAGUCUACGGUUAAAUUACAAAGAAAGGGGUUUAUUGUUUUGGUGUUUGCUAAUCUGGGUUUCUUCCAAAAUUCCAAAUUUGACAAAGAUUGAGCAUGAAUUGGCUUGGUAGUCACUCAACGAGCUAGGGUUUUGAAAUCUCUGAUUUUUUUUGUUGCUUGAUAAAAUUUGUGAAUCAAUGGAGGCUUAUAAGACAUGGGUUAGGAGGAACAAAGACUACGUGCACUCCUUGGAGUCACUUGCCAAUGGAUUAACGUGGCUUCUUCCUGAACGGUUUUCCACUUCAGAGAUCGGGCCAGAAGCAGUAACUACAAUUUUGGGCAUACUCACUGCUAUCAAUGAGCAUAUAAUCGACACUGCCCCGAACGAGAGGCAUACUGGCUCUGCUAACCCUUCAUCAUUCCCUUAUUGUUUGUGCAUAUCUGUACUAAAGGACUUGGAAACUUUGGUUGAAGUUGUUGCAGAGCAGUACCAUGGUGAUAAGAAAUGGAAUUUUAUUGCUGUUACAGAAGCUAUCAAGGUGAUAGUUAGAUUAGCUUUAUUCCGGAACAGUGGAUAUAAAAUGCUUCUGCAUGGAGGAGAUAUGCCAAAUGUUGAAAAAGAUUAUGAUGAUACAUGUACACAAGAUAGGAUUGGGGGUCUCCCAAAGCCUGGAGGCCAUCAUGGACCUGGUUGGUUACAAGACAAUCACGGGCAAAACCCAUGGAAUCUUGAAGGAAGGGCAUUGUCUGCUUUGAGCAGAUUUGGAGAGAGCGCUAGGCCUAGGAUGAUAUCUGACCCUGUAUGGAUGCAGAGAAUUCAACAACAGCAUGCAAUUAUGGAGCCUCCAACUUCAAUUAUUAAAAGACCUACUCUUUCCAUGAUUUUGUCAGAGAAGGGUCUUAAUGGAGCUCUAUUUGUUCUGGGGGAGGUCCUCUUUAUUACAAGGCCACUUAUUUAUGUUUUGUUCAUUAGAAGAUAUGGAAUUAGAUCAUGGAUUCCUUGGUUUCUUUCUCUAGCUGUGGACUUUAUUGGAAUAGGCUGUCUAUCACAUGUAACAAGAUCAGGGAAGCGUGGACGAGAGCAAUGGUUCCAUCUUUCUGCCUCUGAAAAGGAUGAGGUAAAAAGACGGAAACUUCUGUGGGCACUUUACCUCAUGAGAGAACCAUUCUUCUGCAAGUACACCAGGCAAAAACUUGAAAGCACUGAAAAGCUACUGGAGCCUGUUCCAUUAAUUGGGACUCUAGCAGCAAAAAUUGUUGAGCUUGUAAUUGGAGCUCAGACAAGGUACACAUACAUGUCGGGAUCGUAAGAGUGAUGCUGCAAGAAAUCAGGCAGUCGUUUUUUUUUUUUUUUUUUUUUCAAAUACAUGUUUUGGUUGCUGUUGUUUUUCUUUAACCAAGUUAUAGAUACAAGUAUCAAUACGUUCCAUCUGUAUCAAUCAUGCAUUACAAAUAUAGUUGUUGUUGCUUGGUCAUUUGCCAAACCAAAUUUCAACACUUUUGUGGAAUUUCUACAGUGUUUUGAAGGGAAAUAAUGUGAUCCGAACUUCUCAUCUCACAUUCAAAUGAGUUUAACUUUUUUUUCAUCGAAAGGGCGCAUAUGUAUUGGACCUUAAAUUCUUCCCGAGUUGUAAUUUUA
Durio zibethinus is the source of this 2106-nucleotide messenger RNA. The record is from RefSeq and is a predicted model, not a curated record. NCBI's taxonomy places the organism in Eukaryota, Viridiplantae, Streptophyta, Magnoliopsida, Malvales, Malvaceae.